ACGUCGAGCCUUACUGCGCAUGCGUUUAAAAUGGUGGCACUACCUCCAACUACUCGGGAAGUUGGGACAUUAUCGCCAGACUUUGAUUAAGAAAAAUGGGUUGUUGACUCUGGGACUUGUAAAACCUUUACACAGAGAGUAUAUUAUACAACAGCGGAAGCAACAUCAUGACAGCUAACGAGGAUCAAGAGAUGGAGCUGGAGGCUCUUCGCUCCAUCUAUGAGGGGGAUGAGUGUUUCAAGGAGACCAGUUCAGUUUCCUUUCAGUUUAGGAUAGGAGAGCUUGAAGACAAAAAGGCGUUCAUCCUGGACCUCACGUGGCCUGAGAUGUACCCUGAGACGGCCCCGCAAAUCUCGCUGGAUUCCUUUUUCAACAACAGAAUCUCCGCAGAGACAAAGCAGCUGAUCCUGUCAAAGCUUGAGGAGCAAGUGGAGGCCAACCUGGGCACCGCCAUGAUGUAUACACUGUUUGAGUGGGCCAAGGAGAACCAGGAGUCCCUCAUGGAGAACCACAAGCCUGUAGUCACCGCUGUGACAUCCAGCAGCGACGCGACGUCUGCCACCUCAACAGCUAAGAAGAGGGAGAAGAAAGAGCAGCUGACUAAAUCUCAGAAGAGGAAGAUCAUCAGCAAAACAGAUAACAAAGGCGAAUUACCAAGAGGUUGGAACUGGAUUGAUGUUAUCAAAGUAGGUGACUUUUACCUUCUCUUUUAAGUUUUAAGCCUACAGUGAUGUUAAUCGUGAACCUUUUUGAUUAUUUUGUCUUUCUCGCCUUCGUCACCUCUGCGGAAUGAUCCUCCAGCAUCUGAGCAGAACGGGAGGAAAAGAUGACGAAUAGGCCUGAGAGCAGCCGUCUGGUGCUGCUUCAUACAAGGAAGCUUAGUGAAGACUGAACUCAGAGCAGCCUGUUGAUGCUGCUGCUCCUGCAAAACGACCUUCCCAUCCUUCAUCUGCAACAUGUAACACUCAACAUGGUUGCCGUCCCCCUGAGAAGCAGAGCAGGCUGUGUCAAGGUGGACUUCAGGACUCUUUCUCACACACACACACACACACAUACAGUUCCAGCCACACUUAAUGUGUUUGUGGGAUGCAGCCAGGUGCAGAGGAACACAUUGUCUGCUUUUGUUGCUCACACAGCGCUCAGAUAUUCUUCUCACUCAUCCAUCAGUCUGAGAUGAGGCCCCGCGGUCAGCCAUGUCCACUGAAGCACCUGUUGGAUUGUGGUUUAAACGGAUGUGUCAAAGUGCAGAGAAAUUGUUAACGGCAGGUAAAAUGUUUUUGAACAAAUGUUUUCUUUCCUGAUUCAAAUUUUAGUUGGAAAAUGUAAUUUAUAUACGUAUGGAUAUAUAUACAUAUAAAUAUACAAAUCAAAACCGUA
Messenger RNA from Pungitius pungitius (ninespine stickleback), 1377 nucleotides. RefSeq names its product RWD domain containing 4 (gene rwdd4). The record is from RefSeq and is a predicted model, not a curated record. The coding region runs from base 168 to 713 and encodes 181 amino acids. Gene Ontology annotation, molecular function: protein binding. Lineage: Eukaryota; Metazoa; Chordata; Actinopteri; Perciformes; Gasterosteidae. The transcript has 7 exons.